This is a messenger RNA of Polistes canadensis, 351 nucleotides long. RefSeq lists its product as uncharacterized. The coding region runs from base 1 to 351 and encodes 116 amino acids. The transcript has a single exon. NCBI's taxonomy places the organism in Eukaryota, Metazoa, Arthropoda, Insecta, Hymenoptera, Vespidae. The record is from RefSeq and is a predicted model, not a curated record.
AUGGCAACCCGCAGACCAGGUAUAACAAAAACCCAAGCCUUGCGUCAAGCAAAAUCAGCAGCUUUAGUUAAACAAUAUGAGGAAAGGCAAACGAAAGAAACUAUUGGCAAACCCAGAGUGGAUUUACCAAAGGGAAGAAAAAAACCGGUUCACGAGCCGAAAAAAAUUGAUUUCAGUAAGCCAGCUUUGACGAAAACGAUGUUAGCACGAGUGAAACAUGCGGAAAAAAUAAAGCAAGAUUAUGAACGUAAGAUGCAACAACAUUCAGCGCAAGUGGGUCGUGGGCCUAGACGAACCCCAGCACCGAUUGGUGGUGAUGCUAGGUUUGUAAGAAAGAUAUUUCAAUAUUAA